AUGGCGAACUAUGGGGGGACUACGCCUACACCACAGCAGCAACCACAGCAGCAGCAACAAGGGGCUAUACAAUACUCUGCCGACCCGGCGGAGGCCCUUAUGCAGUAUCAGCAGGCGAUGGCUAUCUACCAAAGACAGUAUGCUGCUGCGGUACAACAGCACUUUGUAAGGCAGCAGCAGGAGGUUGUGGCUACGGCUAUUGCCAUGCAACAACAGCAACAGCCAUGGCACCAGCAGCAGCAGCAGGGGCUUCUCCCUUCUCCUCCUCCCUCCCAGCAACAAUCGUCUAUGGGCCCACAAGCCUUACCGCUCCAGCAGACCCCUCCUGCUCAGCAAAGUUUGCCCAUUGGUCCUCAACCGUCUGCUACUACACAACAGGACCCUGUGCGGCAGCAAGUGCCUUUCGGUCCCCAGGGAGUGCCUCUACAACAGCAGCAGCAGCAGACUCUUCCACAGAGGACACCCCAGAGGAUGGUCGGAGCAUACCAGCAGUAUCAACCCCAACCCGCUGCACAGACAACUACUGGUCGGCCGAGCACAAGCCCACCGUACGUGGUCAGUAGUGAUGCCACGCCGCCUCCCCUGCAGCAGUCCUACCCUCCUCGCGCGGCCCCCCUCCAGACCAGCCAGCAAUCACCAGUACAGUACCCUGUGGGGCGAGGGACGCCCCACGUUGCCGUCAUGGACACCUACGACUGCUACCGAGGCCGAACCAUCGGGCAGCAGCAGCAGCAGCAGGUGACUGCUCUCGCGGACGUGCCAACUAUAGAGUAUAGAGGAAGGCAUACCGCGCCGUUGUCGUCGUCUACUAGGGUGGCCCCUCAGCUGACAGAACCACGACCGGUGAAUCGGUUUGACCAGCGGAAGGGCGGUGGAAAGGGUAGUAAAGGCCGCAAGAAGGGCGGCAACAAAUCUAAUGCCAAUAAAACUCCUUUGGGACCGCGAAAAAUACCAGUCGACGGAGCGAAGCCAUCACAGCAGCAGCAGGAGCAGCAGGGGAAGGAGGGAGUGGCUGUAGGCCGAGCGCCUCUAGGGGAACUGCGCGUGUCAGCAAAGGAGGGUCCCACUACCCCUGUGAAGGAGGAAGCCCCUAAGCUGGACAGGGAGGCUAUGGCGGACAUGUACAAGCAGGCGAUGGCGCAGUCCGACGUCCCGCAGUGGAAAGAGAAGGAACACGACCAUGGGAUGAGGGAGAUCUGA
Molecule: messenger RNA, 1200 nt
Organism: Perkinsus marinus ATCC 50983
Lineage: Eukaryota; Perkinsozoa; Perkinsida; Perkinsidae
Exons: 3
Coding region: 1-1200 (399 amino acids)
Source: RefSeq, a predicted model, not a curated record